AAAAAGGAAGGGACACACUAUCCUCCAAAAAAACAGUUAGAUUCCAAACUUUACUUCUAAAGGAUGAAAAGGGUAAUAGGAUGCGUGGUUCUUUAUUUGGCGAUCAAAUUGAAGCAUUUGAAGAAGCAUUACAGUACCUAGGUGAAUACGAAAUUUCUGCUGCACCUAUUAAAUUCAUUGACGAAAAAUGGAGAACUGAGCUUGAUCAGUUUCCGUACCAAAUGGCUUUUGGUAGUAGAACUGUGAUCCAGCCAGUUCAUCCAGAGCUCAGACCAAUUAUGCCUAACUAUCAACCCAUUGCAAGUAUACCUCGUACAGUUGAUCCUGAUGAGAAAUACGAUAUCGUGGGUGUGGUGUUAUAUGUUGAAGAAGAGCCAAGGAAAAUUGAAGCCAGAGAUGGAAAGCGAGAGAGCUUCGUACGAGAAGUAGUCGUUACUGAUGAAAGUUGCGAUCAACCGCUCACCAUCUCAUUGUGGAAUGAUCUAACAGCACCCAAAUUCUUCGACAAAUUACCUAAUUGGGCAGAAGCAUUCCAGGUUAUAGGUUUUAGAGCUCUUAAACCAUAUACUCGCCGUGGUUUUUCAAUGAAUUUUGGUAUGUCUACUCAAAUAAUCUAUAAACCUGAAGGGGAUCGAGCGCGUGAGCUGUCUAACUGGGCUAACCUCUUCCACCAGAAGAUAUUAGAUAGACAAACUAGAGUAUUAGAGGUUAAGUACCUAGGUGAAAACAAAAAAAUUGUUUCCAUUGCUGAACUGAGACGGAAAAAGCCAAGCAACACCAUACAGGAAGAACUUCUAUGGAUAGAGGUAACCAUUUAGAAUGCAGAAUUAGAAAAAGUGCACGCGUACACAGGCUGUUCAAACUGCUGGAAAAGAACCAACCUUCCAUUGCAGAAGCGUUAUUCUUGCACUUCUUGUUAUAAGAAAGAAUGCAUAUGCACUGAGAGGACAACCUUUAAGUUUGAGGCUAGCGAUGGCACAGGCACUAUGGCAUUCACCACUUUUAACGAUGACACAGAAAGACUGUUUAGGAGAAGUGCAGCUGAAAUUUAUGCCAUAAAAGAAGCGGAUGACCACAAUGCAUUCGAGGCUAUUCAAGACAUGCUUAGUAGCAAACCGUUCUACAUUAAAGUAGGACCUACAUCACAUUUAGGCCAGAACAAUGUUCUAGAAUGGACUCUCAAGGGUAUAGAACUUAAGGAAGAACCUGAGACACUAGAAGUUUUGCAACCAUUUGAAGGCACCUCCAACCAAGCAAAAGAUGCAAAUGAAAAGGAAAAACAGCAAUCUAUGGAACAAGGGAAUCUAGAACCAGUCA
This is a messenger RNA of Chenopodium quinoa (quinoa), 1317 nucleotides long. RefSeq lists its product as uncharacterized. The transcript has 9 exons. Lineage: Eukaryota; Viridiplantae; Streptophyta; Magnoliopsida; Caryophyllales; Amaranthaceae. The record is from RefSeq and is a predicted model, not a curated record. Bases 81 to 818 code for a protein of 245 amino acids.